AUGUCACGCCAUGCAAUUCCUGCGCCGGGCACAAGGUCGCCCAUGAGGAAGGCGGCCAUGAGAGAAAUGGACAUGCGUGUCAAAAACAAUCAACGCGGCGGCAGAAAUCCCGGAACCUACAAUCGCCCACGCACCAUUUUGCGUGAUGGGAAAAAUUUCGAACUACCUCCUGUGCUCUACGGUGAGAAACCUAUCACUGUACGUCCAGAUAACCCUAUUAAGUCGUUACUUCGAAACGAUCCAGAGAGUUCAGACUGGAUCCCGGAUGGUCUCGCACAGGACCCUGUCUAUCGUGAGUUCGAACAUGAACGAGCCCAAUGGCAGCGUCAAGGAUUCACCAUCCCUUGCAAACACGUGCCAGACCGCAAAGCAAGAUAUGAAAAUGAAUUCAUGUUCUGGCUUCACGUGCACCCUAAUCGAGAGCGAUAUAAAAAAGAGCUCUACCCACGCCGAGAAAGUCCACGCUACAAACGACCUGAAGACCGCAGAAAUGGCGGCAAUGAUGAGUAUUGGCAUGGCAAGCCGCCUAGGCUUGAUGGACGCGGCACUCAUGUACGUGGACAGCAGCGGUACCCAUGGCAAAGAUACCACCACAAUCAAGGCCGCCCGUCGUAUCGCGGAAACCAAACCCUCGACGUGCGAGACCCCAGGAACCGCCCGCCACUUCCUACAAACGAGACCUGUGAAAUUCCCGGAGACCGAAUGUACGAAGUUCACAGAGAAAGAGACAACCAGCCGCGUAUGGUACGCAGAGUCCCCAUAGCUGGAGGUCUUCCGCCGUACUUUGAAAGUGAGUUGUACGAUCCUCACGGAGAUAGAGUAAGACAUGCACCGCUUCGCCCCCAUAGUAGGGACCAUGUACGCAAGCCGCUAAGAGCGCAUCCUUGGAUGUACGAUGAAGACGAGCCUCGAGACGAGCACAGAUCUGCCUCAAGCCACCGCUAUCAUUGGGGCCGCGAGGAAGACGAAGGAGAAGGAGAAGGCGAAGGAGAAGGAGAAGGAGAAGGAGAAGGAGAAAGAGAAGAAGAAGAAGAAGAAGAAGAAGAAGAAGAAGAAGAAGAAGAAGAAGAAGAAGAAGAAGAAGCCAUAAGCCAAGUCUCAAGCGAAAGCUUCAUGCGCACCCGCCUAAAACCCCUCGUCGUCUAUCCAGUCCCACCCCCUUACCACCGUCGCCCUCCAAAACAUCCCCGCCGUAACGGUCGCCACGGAGACGACACCGACGAUGAAGACGAAGACGAGCAAUUCGGCAGGAGGGGCGCAUACGUGGGCCGUAGCAGAGAUCCCUACGCGAUUGGGCGUGAGAGAAGGCAUUUCGGCCUUGGGCCUCGAGGCUGUGAGCGGGAAGAUUUGGAGUAUGCGCUCGGCGGUGACGAGGAUGAUGAUGGUUAUGAUGGUUGA
Molecule: messenger RNA, 1398 nt
Organism: Letharia columbiana
Lineage: Eukaryota; Fungi; Ascomycota; Lecanoromycetes; Lecanorales; Parmeliaceae
Exons: 1
Coding region: 1-1398 (465 amino acids)
Source: RefSeq, a predicted model, not a curated record